CGACAACAAUGCCAUUAUUCGACAUACCACCGGCUCUCCUUGAAGAUGAAAAUACAAGUAUACUCACAUGAUUGCUAUGGAAAGUAUAAAAACAUGGCUGUUUGGAAAGCAGGAAAGUGCUGUGCAGGAAGCUAUGCCAUCCUUAUCAACAGCACAAGAGAAUAUGCUGCAGGGGGAGGAGAAAGACAAUAUGUGCAAAAAUCAAUCGAAAGGGACACCUACAAACUUAGAUAACAGUUUGUCUUCUUCCAUAGAUAGUCACAUUAAUCUCACUGGUACCAUAGAAACUGUUCCAGAACUACAAGAAAAUGUAAAUUUAGCGAAAGAUGCUGAGAACCACAAAGUUUUUAGGACAUCGUUAUUAACUAUUUGCUUUUUUAGUGUUUACAAACACACUGCUUAUGCUACACGUAAGCUUGGAAUUACCCACCGUCACUUGAAGGCUCUGAAAACUCUCUUCGUUGGAGUCUGGAGUCAUUAUAUGCUACUGGAGUAUUACCUGCCUUCAAUUGUGAAAUAUGGGCCUGAUGGUGAGAUACUACCACAAGAUGUUGAUGCAUCAAUGAAAUACCUUACUGAUAAAAUAAAAAGUGUUAACAUCAAUGGAAACAACAUAAGGAAAUCUGUUGUUGAAUCCGAAAAGUCAUUGCAGACAGAUCAUGGACAUCAAGAAUCAUAGCAAAGAUGACUUUUAGUGUUUAAUCUAUGAUUUUAACCUUUUUACCUUUUGCAGUUGUUAAAACUAUUAACACUUUUGUACAUACAUGCAUAAUUUAUAAUAAUACUAAGGAAUUCAACUACUGAGGUUGUUCAAAUCCUGCUAAUUGAGUCGUGAUUGACUCUUGGGCGUAUUCUUUCUCUAUGGACAUUUUGAAAAUGCACUUCAAAGUUCUUCUUGAUCCAAACUACAGGACAUAAUGCUUUGAAAACAACAUUUGGUAUGACUUUAUUCAUUGUAGCGUCAUCUUAAUUUGUUUAAAAUAAGCCGUUGCCUUGGGCACAUUUUUACCAUAUUGACAUGUUACAAAGAACUUCAAAACUAUAAUUGACAGAAAACAAAAGGCAUAAUGUCCAGAUAAUAAAUGUUGGUAUGUAGCAUCAUUCAGCUGAUAUCAUUUUCCAAUUGUGUUUGUAUGUCUCUCCUUGGGUCAGAGGUAGCCCAACUGUGGGCCACAUUCUCUACAUGGACAUGUUUCAGUACACAGAUUAAAUUAUGACUAUUUUUAACAUGAUGUUAGAUAUCUUUCAAAGCAUUCCUUACAGGUAUAAAAUGACAUUUCUUAAACAUUGGUUUAAUGUGUUAAAAUAAUGUGAGCAAUGUGGACUGACACGAACAUGGCUAUACGACACAUGAGUGGAUGGUAGGGCUGAAUUGGAAAGUAAGAUAUGAUAAACACAUGUGAUGUUGUCGUUGAUAUUUGUAUGUAUAUAUACAUGAUGCC
This is a messenger RNA of Mya arenaria, 1442 nucleotides long. RefSeq lists its product as uncharacterized. The transcript is spliced from 3 exons. Bases 68 to 679 code for a protein of 203 amino acids. NCBI's taxonomy places the organism in Eukaryota, Metazoa, Mollusca, Bivalvia, Myida, Myidae. The record is from RefSeq and is a predicted model, not a curated record.